Molecule: messenger RNA, 1703 nt
Organism: Syngnathus acus (greater pipefish)
Lineage: Eukaryota; Metazoa; Chordata; Actinopteri; Syngnathiformes; Syngnathidae
Exons: 7
Coding region: 184-1170 (328 amino acids)
Source: RefSeq, a predicted model, not a curated record
UAUUAAAGUGUCACGUCAGGUUACGGCUCAUACAGUUUUAUAUCACGUUUGUUGCUCCAGGUAGUGAUUUGAUGAGUGUGAGACAGGAGUGUUACCAAAAAGCGUCAAACGUCAAUGAGUUAAAACACUCCUUCAAUUGUUUAAUUGACUUUUCUUUUAUUAACAACAAUAACAAAAACUAAAAUGCAACUCUACUUUGAGACAGCGAGGGAGUUUGUUAAAACGCACGCCAUCGGUAUCACUGUCGCAGUUGUAACAGGGGCAAGCCUGCUGGCCUUGCGGAGGUGGAUGGCGGGGGAAGUGUGUCGGAGCAAGGCCAGGCUGGAUGGGAAAACAGUGCUGAUCACGGGCGCCAACACCGGCAUUGGCAAGGAGACAGCCCUGGAUCUGGCACGACGAGGGGCCAGAGUGAUCCUGGCCUGCAGGGACUUGACCAAAGCCCACACGGCGGCCGACGACAUCCGCCAGCAGAGUGGCAACGACAAUGUGGUGGUGAAGAAGCUGGAUCUGGCCUCCUUGCAGUCAGUCCGAGACUUGGCAAGGGAGGUUAUGUUGACAGAGAAUCGCUUGGACAUUCUCAUAAACAAUGCAGGUGUCAUGAUGUGCCCGAAAUGGAAGACGGACGACGACUUUGAAAUGCAGUUUGGCGUCAACCACUUAGGACACUUCCUGCUCACCAACAUUCUCAUCGAUAUGCUGAAGAGGUCCGCGCCGAGUCGAAUCGUCAUCGUCUCCAGCUUGGAGCAUGAGAAGGGUCGCAUCCACUUUGAGGACAUCAACUUGGAGCUAGACUACCAACCUAACGUAAGCUACCGCCAAAGCAAGCUGGCCAAUGUGCUCUUCAGCAGAGAACUGGCCAACAGGAUGAAAGGCACCGGCGUGAACACGUACUGCCUCAACCCCGGCGUCGUCCGGACCGAGCUGGGCCGCCACUUGAGUCCUACAUCCAUGUGGAAGAACCUGCUCUUGCUGCCUUACCUGAUGACCAUCAAAACUCCCCAGGAAGGAGCUCAGACCUCCAUUUUUUGUGCCGUGGACGAGAGCCUGGCUAACGAAAGUGGCCUCUACUACAGUGACUGCGCCCCCAAGACUCCUGCCCCAGCGGCCUUGGAUGAUAUCGUGGCCAAGCAACUGUGGACUCUCAGUUCUUCCAUGGUUGGCCUGCUCUGAAGUCAGCAUCCCGCUAUUCCUUCAUUCAUGAUGCACAGGCCGAAAAACUCAUUUACUGCAUUUUUUUUCCCCCGCAUUGGUUUUAAUGAGACCCAUAAACUUUGCACUAUAAACAUUCUGUGAUCUGUGAAGUUAUUAGGGCCGCAAGAGUUACAAUAAAAUUGUAAUAUUAAAAAAGAUCAAUUUGUUAUGAGAAAAAUGUAGAAAAGACUGUUACUCAUACAUUUUCACUGUCAUUAAAGUUGAUUUUUUUCAAUGUAAGUUUCUUUUCAGUAUGUCCUCUGUCGCAAAUGUCCUUUUUGUCUAUGGAUAGAGAAAGUCUACACACCCCUGUUCAAAUCUUACAUUUUUGUCAUGAUCAAUUAUUGCAAAACUUUAAUCCUAAAAUGUGAUCUACACCUGUAAACUGAAAUAAUGUGGUUGCACAAGUGUGCACACCCUCUUGUGACAGGUGGUGUCACUGUUUGGUAAUUAGCAGUGUUAGUACAAAACCUUCAGGUUUGUGCUUGAAAGAAAAAAGUCAGGAAAAGCAA